AUGCGCGGCGGCGGCGGCGGGAACGGCAGCGAGGGCGAGCCGUGGCCGUGGCCGUGGCCGCCCUGCGACGAGCGGCUGUGCCCGGCGGUGCCCCUGUGGGUGCUCGUUCCCAUCACGGCCAUCUGCCUGGCGCUCUUCGUGCUCGGAGUGGCGGGCAACGUCCUCACGGUGCUGGUCAUCCGCAGCUACCGCGACAUGAAGACCACCACCAACCUGUACCUGGGCAGCAUGGCCGUCUCGGACCUGCUCAUCCUCCUGGGGCUGCCCUUCGACCUCUACCGCCUCUGGCGCUCCCGGCCCUGGAUCUUCGGGCAGCUGCUGUGCCGCCUCUCCCACUACCUCAGUGAGGGCUGCACCUACUGCACCCUCCUCCACAUCACCGCCCUCACCGUGGAGCGCUACCUCGCCAUCUGCUUCCCCCUCAAGGCCAAGGUGGUCGUCACCAAGCGCCGGGUGAAGGCCAUCGUCGGCGUCCUCUGGGCCUUCGCCCUCCUCUCCGCCAGCCCCUUCUUCUUCCUCGUCGGCGUGGAGCAGCCCGACAACCACACCGCCUUCAGCCGCGAGUGCAAGCCCAACCCGCAGGCCUUGCAGUCCGGCCUGCUGGCCACCAUGUUCUGGGUCACCACCUCCUACUUCGUCCUGCCCGUCAUCUGCCUCGGCGUCCUCUACGGCUUCAUCGGCCGGGAGCUGUGGCGGAGCAACACCCGCCUGCGGGGCCCCGGCUCGGUCCUCCGGCAGAAGGGGCACCGCCAGACAGUCAGGAUCUUGGCUGUGGUGUUUCUGGCCUUUGUAAUUUGCUGGUUGCCUUUCCACAUUGGCAGGAUCAUAUUUAUAAACACCCGAGACGUGAGGACGAUGCUGUUCUCCCAGUACUUUAACAUAUUUGCUCUGCAGCUUUUCUACCUGAGCGCAUCCAUCAACCCUGUCCUCUACAACCUCAUGUCAAAGAAGUACAGGGCGGCAGCCUACAAGCUGCUGUUGCCGCGCCGAGCUGCGGAAAGGGCUUACACGGUAACAAAAGAUGCUAGUGGCUACACAGAGACCAGCGCCAGCACAAGGAACGAGUACACCACCAGCUUCUGAGGCUGCAACCUGCACUUUUUUCAGGCGUUCUUGCCUGAGGAAGGAAACUUCCUUUUCACAGGAGAGUUGUAAAAGGAUGGACGUUUGUUAGGGCGUGUGGUAUUUCAUAAUUGUUUGUGUUUUGGAAUAUACAGGUAUUUGUGAAUACCUGUAUUUUUGUUAACGGAGCAAGCGGGCACCAUAAAGUAGGUGCAACUCGUUCAACUCAUGAAAGACGAGGAACAGUAAAUUGCCAGUAAAACUGUGGGUUUACUUUAUCUGUGUUGUUCGUUGCAUAUCUUCUGUGCAAUUUCUAAUAUUUUCUAAAAAUCAUAACAUUGAGGACUGCAAAGGAGCACUUGUUGGGUUCAGCAAUGGGCAAAACUCCCAGACUGCCUUUGCCAUUUUCAAAUGGUUUUCUUAUAAAUGAGAUUGUACAAAACACCAUCUCAUGGAGACGGACACAAAAAAAAAAAUCACCCUCCAACUUAAACAGCCCAGGAAGAAGAGGUAUAUGUUUUCAGUACCUGGUCUUGUAAUCAUGAAGGGUACUUUCCUGGGCAGUUUCAGUAACUCUUCCCUCAAGAAAGCAUCUGCACUGCACAGCAGCCUCUGGGCUUAACCCUUUUGGUCUGCUCCAUGUGAUCAAAGAAAGUUUCAUGUUUAUAUGCUAGCAGCCAGUCCUCUGUAUUUGUAAAAGUUCAGAUAUUCCAGAUCAUUUCCUUGUGAUAGAUGUGUAGUGUAUGGCAGAUGUUAGUGCUCUGUGUCCACUGUGUCCUGUUGUGUACUGUGUGUGCAAAUAAUACACCAAGUUAACCCAUCUUGCCACAAAGGAGACCCGUCACCAAACAUGCUGGACUAUGCCCAGGACUUACUGCUGUGUAGCGCUGCACUGCAAGUCAAGAGCCAACCCACUAAUUCUGCUCCAAAAGAUUUUAAAUGCAAACUUCAGCUGUACAAUUUAGGAAGGAGGCUGGUUGUGAGAAAAAGCUAGAAGGAGCUGCAGCACUGAUUUCUCUGGAGGAUUGUCGCAUCUGUGCAUCUUACCUGGCUGUAGUGAUGUAAAUCUGGACCAGAAUCUCUGAAGUGGGACUGUUCUUACAGGAGCAUCACUGAUGGUAUGUCAACAUUUGCACUUGGUUCUCUGUUUACUCCUCUUCCAGGUAGUUGUAGAAAGUGAUACGGUCCCCCCUGAGCUUCCUUUUCCCCAGGCUAAACAAUUCCAGCUCCCUCAGCCAUUCCUCGUAUGACUUACUGUCUAGACCCUUCCCCAGCUUCACUGCCCUUCUCUCCAUUGAAGUGCUCCAGCACCUCAGUGUCCUUCCUGAACUGAGGGGCCCAGAACGGGGCACAGUACGCAAGGUGUGUCCUCACCAGUGCCGAGUACAAGGGAACACUGCCCUGGUCCUGCUGGCCCCGCUACUGCUGAUACAGGCCAGGAUGCCAUUGGCCUUUUCGGCCACCUGGGCACACUGCUGGCUCAUGUUCAGCUGCUGUCAACCACCACCUACAGGUCCUUUUCCGCUGGGCCACUUUCCAGCCACUCUUUCCCCAGCCUGUAGCACUGGGCUAUGAUAUAGGAUCAUGGGGUUGUUGUGGCCCAAGUGCAGGACCCAGCACUUGGCCUAUUGAGCCUCAUAUAACCCGCCUCAGCCCACUGAUCCAGCCUGUCCAAAUCAAUUCAACAGAAUUCAACAGCUAGCUCAGAGAUCUCAGGAUGGCAGAAUUGAACCCAAGCCUUUUCCAGGUUUUAAAAAUAUGACCAGUUCUCCAAACAAUCUGUAACUCUGAGUCACCAAAUAAAAAAAAAAAAUCUAAAGACAGAAAAAGUUUCCUAUCUCACUGAAUACAUAUUAAGCUUUCUUUUUUUUCUUUUGUCAGCUUCAUACUGUUGGAGAUCAGUUGUCUGCAGGGCUUGGCUUGGUUUGCUUUUGCUGCAGGGUGUCAUUAAAAUGUUAAGUUAUCAUAAAAGAACAGCUGUUAUUUUGUGGGUUUUUUUAGACAAGUUAUUACUAACAGUAAUCUUUGUAAAUGUAUGUAGGCCAA
Molecule: messenger RNA, 3108 nt
Organism: Myiozetetes cayanensis
Lineage: Eukaryota; Metazoa; Chordata; Aves; Passeriformes; Tyrannidae
Gene: MLNR
Product: motilin receptor
Exons: 2
Coding region: 1-1083 (360 amino acids)
Biological process (GO): G protein-coupled receptor signaling pathway
Cellular component (GO): plasma membrane
Molecular function (GO): G protein-coupled peptide receptor activity
Source: RefSeq, a predicted model, not a curated record